This is a messenger RNA of Thalassophryne amazonica, 1106 nucleotides long. It is a transcript of the gene c15h19orf53, whose product is annotated as chromosome 15 C19orf53 homolog. Bases 49 to 324 code for a protein of 91 amino acids. The transcript is spliced from 3 exons. The record is from RefSeq and is a predicted model, not a curated record. NCBI's taxonomy places the organism in Eukaryota, Metazoa, Chordata, Actinopteri, Batrachoidiformes, Batrachoididae.
AUAGCAAAGAAGAAGAGCGAGCAGCGCACGUGCGCGGUUUAAAAAAAAAUGGCUCAAGGUUCGAAGAAGUUUAAAGUUCAGCAGCGGCCUUCUACUAAAAAACCACUGAAUAAAACCAAAGCAGCCAAAAAAGGAGGCAGGAUCAUCGCGCCCAAGAAGGCUCGGCUGGUUCAUCAACAGAAACUGAAGAAGGGUUUAGAGGUCGCUAUCAGGAACAAGAUUGAACAGGAAGUGGCUCAGAAGGCCGCCUCCUCCCUGCACAAGCCGCUGAGUGUGCUGAAAGGACCUGGAGGAAAAGCCCCACCUGGAUCCAGCUCCAAGUAGGAUCAGUUCCAGACUGGGGCUGCGGUACAAAGAUGUUAAAUCUGAAGGACUGGGAUUAGUUCCACUCCCCAUCUCCGUGUCCAAACAGGGUUUACAGAUUUCACUUUAGGAAAAUGACAAGAAUUCCAGGAGGACAACUUGAAGAAGAUAUGGACUUUGGUUUUUAUUAAUUAUUGCAUAAAUGGGUGAGUUUGGUUUUUAAGUACAGCAGUUGACUAGUUUAUUUACCUGUGUGUAAUAAUACUAUGUGUCAGUAAUUUGUAGGGGUCGGGGUCUGUAGUUCUGGUGACCUGUACUGUGGUUUUGAGUCCUGAUUAUGUUGGCGUACAGACGCCGGUCAAAUGUGUCCUCAGGUCAUUGUCUCGUUAAAAAAAUAUAUAAUAAUAAUAAUAAUAAUAAUCCUGAAGCACCGUGUUGGACAGCAGGAGACCACAGACGUCCACGACCUGUCUUUUUUUUGUUUUUUGUUUUUUUUUACGCAUAAACACUCAGCUAUCCUGUCACUUUAGUCAUCUGCCAGUGGGGGACGCUGUUUCACCAAACUGCAAAUAUGGACAAUGGAAGCUAAUUGGACAUUAAAUAUUCCUGGAUCCAUUAAAAAUAAAAUAAAUUAGAUGAAGGCUGACCUCCAGCGAUUUAAUCUCUUUUCUUUGUAACAUUUUGAGUUCUGCUGUGCAGAAGAAACCAGAUCACCUCCUUUAUAUCUCUGGAUUAUUUCUUCAAUGUAUCUGAUGACUGGUGUGGAGGAAAAUAAAAUGCUAGUUUGGGUUUUGACCACAGAA